Pterocles gutturalis (yellow-throated sandgrouse) is the source of this 483-nucleotide messenger RNA. It is a transcript of the gene MRTO4, whose product is annotated as mRNA turnover 4 homolog (S. cerevisiae). The record is from RefSeq and is a predicted model, not a curated record. The annotation marks the transcript as partial. Gene Ontology annotation, biological process: nuclear-transcribed mRNA catabolic process; ribosomal large subunit biogenesis; rRNA processing. The transcript has 5 exons. Gene Ontology annotation, molecular function: RNA binding. Gene Ontology annotation, cellular component: nucleolus; preribosome, large subunit precursor. NCBI's taxonomy places the organism in Eukaryota, Metazoa, Chordata, Aves, Pterocliformes, Pteroclidae.
GAGCCGAGCAGCGAGUACAAGGAGAAUCUGCACAAGGUCAGCAAACACCUGAGGGGUGAAGUCGGUCUCCUCUUCACGAACCGCAGCAAAGACGAGGUGGACGAGUGGUUCUCCAAAUUCAAAGAGGUGGACUUUGCCCGCGCAGGGAACAAGGCGACGUACGCGGUGAGCCUGGACACGGGGCCCUUGGAGCAGUUCCCGCACUCCAUGGAGCCCCAGCUGCGGCAGCUGGGAUUGCCGACGGCGCUCAAGAAAGGAGUGGUGACGUUGCUUUCAGAUUAUGAAGUCUGCAAAGAAGGGGACGUCCUGACCCCCGAACAAGCCCGCGUCCUGAAACUCUUUGGCUACGAGAUGGCAGAGUUUAAAGUCACCAUCAAAUUUCUGUGGAAUUCGGAGACGGGAGACUUCCAGAAGCUUGCAGGAGACUCAGCAGAGGAGGAGGAGGAAGAAGAGGAUGAUGAUGAUGAGAGCAAUGAGGACUAG